Molecule: messenger RNA, 833 nt
Organism: Panicum virgatum (switchgrass)
Lineage: Eukaryota; Viridiplantae; Streptophyta; Magnoliopsida; Poales; Poaceae
Product: dynein light chain LC6, flagellar outer arm-like
Exons: 2
Coding region: 105-569 (154 amino acids)
Biological process (GO): microtubule-based process
Cellular component (GO): dynein complex
Molecular function (GO): dynein intermediate chain binding; dynein light intermediate chain binding
Source: RefSeq, a predicted model, not a curated record
GAUGCUAACUGAGAUGAAGCCAUCAAGCAUUCAAGCUCGCUCGCCGUCGCCGCUGAACGAACCGGAGUCGCCAGCACGUCAGCUUGACGCGGAUCGGCGGGUGCAUGUGGGCGGCGGACGGCACCCCGCGUCUCCCCUCCCUCUCCGGCUGUAUAAAAAAGGACGGGGAGGGAUGGAGGCACAGGCAGCAGUGGAUCCGCGCACGCCUCUCCCUCCCGAGUGUUCUUCUUCUUCUUCAGGUCCCGAAGCGGCGGCGCGUGCUACCGGAGAGCAGGACGCGAGACACCAUGCUGGAAGGGAAGGCGAUGGUGGAGGACACGGACAUGCCGGCGAAGAUGCAGGCGCAGGCGAUGGCGGCGGCGUCCAGGGCCCUCGACCGCUUCGACGUCCUCGACUGCCGGAGCAUCGCGGCGCACAUCAAGAAGGAGUUUGACACGAUCCACGGCCCCGGGUGGCAAUGCGUGGUGGGCUCCAGCUUCGGCUGCUACUUCACGCACAGCAAGGGGAGCUUCAUCUACUUCCGGCUCGAGUCGCUCAGGUUCCUCAUCUUCAAAGGGGCGGCAGCCUAGCCCAGGUGCAGCACGUUCUCUUUUCCUCCGGCUUUUGUUGAGCAAAGCCUACCUAGGGAGGCGCCGCGGCGGGCGGUGUGUGCGUGUCUGUAUGAAAUUGGCUCGCUGUAUACUAUGAGGGUAGGAUGUAACAUCGGCAAGAUUGCAGAACGGUGGAUUUCAUCGCUGGUCGAAUUGCUUCUUUGUGUACGAUGAAAUCCAGGUGUAUGAAUUUGGUGGUGUAUAAAUGGAAAUUUGAAAAUAUUGGGGAUAAUUCAAAUCCAA